This is a messenger RNA of Capsella rubella, 2634 nucleotides long. RefSeq lists its product as uncharacterized. The transcript is spliced from 3 exons. The annotation marks the transcript as partial. Lineage: Eukaryota; Viridiplantae; Streptophyta; Magnoliopsida; Brassicales; Brassicaceae. Gene Ontology annotation, cellular component: nucleus. The record is from RefSeq and is a predicted model, not a curated record. Gene Ontology annotation, molecular function: transcription corepressor activity.
UUCGCUGCUUUUUCUUGCAUACCAUUGUUGAUAUGUUCGUCUCGUGGGUUAAUCCGUAACGAGAUCAUUGAGAAAUUACAUGUCUAUGCUGCAACUUGUUGAUAUGUUCGGGGAUCGAUGCUUUUGUGGGCUUUGCUUUGAUCAGGUCUGAUUAGCCCGGUUAUGAAUCUGGGUUUCAUUACGUUGAGCAUGGUUCUUUCGAUGGACGGGGAAGAUAAUACUAUGGAAGAAACAGCUGUUAUGGAAGAUUCCUAUGAUGAUGGAUUUUCCUGUGGAGAUCCUCGUGUUGAGCCUCGUGUUGGAGAUGAAUUUCAGGUCGAGAUUCCUCCUUUGAUGUCUGCAUCCAAGCGUGCUAAGUUUCUUUCGACUCCUGUUGCUUUGGAUGAUUCUUCUCAUUCCUUUCUCGUCGGACUACCUGUUCAAGUAAUGUGGAUAGACAAACAUAGAAGAGGGCAAGGAAAUGGAGAUGAUAAAGUUGACAUGAACCAAUCUUUGAAAUCUUUAAGAGCCAAAAAAAGCCGUUGCUCUACAAAGAACAGAGGCAAGAGUGACAAGAAUUUUGAACCGAAGAAGCAAAGACUGAAUCUUCAGGCUGUUCCUGUGAUACCGUCCAGUUCUUGGGAAGAUGUUGAGGUGGCUAGCUUUGUUCUUGGUCUAUAUACAUUCGGGAAGAACUUUACUCAGGUGAAGAAUUUCAUGGAGACCAAAAUAAUAGGAGAGAUAGAGUUGUUUUACUAUGGAAAGUUCUACAAUUCUGCUAAGUAUCACAGUUGGUCUGAAUCCCGCAAGAAGCGGAACCGGAAAUGUGUAUAUGGAAGAAAGCUCUAUUCAGGUUGGAGACAACAACAAUUGUUAACCCGUUUGAUGCCGUCUAUUCCUGAUGAAUCUCAGAAACAAAUGCUCGUGAAUGUCUCUAAGUCAUUUGCUGAAGGUAACAUCAGUCUGGAGAAAUACGUGAACACAGUGAAGAAUCUUGUGGGUCUCAGGCUUCUGGUAGAUGCCGUGGCGAUUGGUAAAGAAAAGGAAGAUCUCUCGGUUCCUACAUCAACACCAAUGAAGACCAAACCAUGGUUCACGGUUUCUUCAAAACCUUCUUCAGUCCCGGGCUUAGGGACUUACGAUUCUCUCACAGCUGCUGGCAUAAUAAAUCAGUUAACUGGCUGUUCACGUCUGAGCAAAGGCCGUUGCAAUGAUAUAUUCUGGGACGCUGUAUGGCCGCGUUUGCUAGCCAGAGGAUGGCGUUCAGAGCAGCCUGAGGACCAAGGCUAUUUUAGAUCUAAGGAUUACAUCGUUUUCAUUGUCCCUGGCGUGAAAAAAUUUUCAAGACAGAAGCUUGUCAAAGGCGAUCAUUACUUUGAUUCCGUUAGUGACAUUCUAACAAAGGUUGUAUCAGAGCCUGAACUUCUUGAGAUUGAAACAGGAGGAGAAAUCAGAGAAGCGACCGUCAAUGAAUUCGUUGUUGCAGAAAACUCUUCUGACCAAUCAGAUGAAGAGUCUUCCCUGACUGAGAGUCGAAGACACCGUUACCUCAGGUCUCCAUGUUCUAACCGUGGAACUCUAGGAAUGAAAUUCACUGUUGUGGACACUAGUUUGGCUGCUGGAGGAGGGAAGUUGUGUGAUUUACGAAAUCCUAAAGCAGUGUCUCUAGUUUCUGAGCCGAAGGCUUUACUAGGAGAUAAAGAUUCUUCUGCGCCUAAAAAUUCCCUGGACAAUCAGAAUGUGGAAAAGUAUCUAGUGAGGCCUCUAGAUGCCAAGAACCAAAUGGAUGACCAAAUGCGAUUCACGAUUAUUGAUACGAGUGUAGACCACUGCAAAAAGUUAUCUGGGUUUAGGAGAUGGAGAUAUUUACCUAGUGAUGACACAAAUAGAGGUUAUGUAGGGGCUGAUUCUGCUGUAAAGGAGGAGAAGACUUUUGAGAAGCUUAAGGAUCCAUCAAAGAGGUUGAUUAAGCAUAGGUCUACCCCUCGAGUAGAAACUAACUAUCAUUCUGCACCAUAUUUGAAACGCAGACGGCUCAGUGCUUGCAUUUCAAGAGAAAGUCCAGUGUUCAAACAUUUACCGGAGGAUGACACAAAAAUGACUGUUUGUCUUAAAUCAGAGCAGCAAGAUAUAUGUGCAGUCCAACCACAAAAUAGCACUUGUGAAGAGAUGAAUCAGGACAAAGAGACAUAUGAAACCGUGUUAUCGGUUCAUAACUUAAAGUCUGAUCAACCAAAAAAGACUGGAACUGGGACGUCUUCUUCGCUUGUUGAGAUUCAAGGAGCAUCAGAGAUUAAACCAAGUGGGUUCAACUCUAUACCCGGUGUAGACAAGCACUGUUCUCCAGAGAAGAUAAGAACAGCCCAAAAACUCAUUUUGUCACAACAAGAACCGAACCGACUCUGUUCAGUGUCGGACUCAGAAAAACAACGCGCUUCCAAUGAUAUGGAACAAAAGCAAGUAUUUGAGCUCCCUUCUAUUUCAGGGUCAAAUACUAAUAGAUGUUCUUCCAAUAAUCUGGGAACUACUCAAGAACUGGGUUCAUCUGAACAACAACACGACCAACAGAAUACAGAUGGUCAGAGAAGACAGAGCACAAGAAAACGACCAUUGACCACUCGGGCUCUGGAAGCUCUUGAAUCCGGCUUUCUUACA